Oppiella nova is the source of this 1782-nucleotide messenger RNA. The record is from the annotation of a GenBank genome assembly. NCBI's taxonomy places the organism in Eukaryota, Metazoa, Arthropoda, Arachnida, Sarcoptiformes, Oppiidae.
AUGACCAGGAAGGACCAAGAUACAAAUCUAGAAUUAGCCAAAAAUGUGAAAAUUACUGAACAUUUGCUGUCAUUGGAGGAGUUGUGUGCUAAACUGGGGACACACCAUGAAAAUGGUAUAUCAGAGACAGAGGCAAAGGCACGGCUGGCCCAGAACGGCCCUAACGCCUUCACGCCUCCCAAACAGACCCCCUAUUGGCUAAUAUUCGUAGAGGAGAUUACGGCAGGUUUUGCCUUGCUACUUUGGGCCGCCGCCAUUGGCAGCUAUAUAUCCUAUGGAAUUGAGUUUGUUCCGCAAGAUAUGUCGGUGGCUGUUGUAUUAACAGUGGUGGUGUUAGGAACAGGCACAUUUUCCUUUUAUCAGAGAGUCAGAAGUUCUGACGUGUUCUCGUCGUUCAAGAAUAUGAUACCCCCGCAAACCUACGUAGUUAGAGGUGGACAGAAAAUGUUGAUACCGGCUCAGGAUAUAGUGGUCGGCGAUCUAGUGUACUGCAGAAGUGGUGAGCGUGUGCCGGCUGACAUGAGGAUUGUCAGGUACGUGCGAAGCUGUAGUAAUAGCACGGAGCACAUGGCGGUGUCUAGCGUUCCCAAAACCUCAAGGAUAGGGCAGGAGUGCGAGGGCAUGAAAGUGGACAACUCGUCAAUAACGGGCGAAUCGGAUCCAUUGAGCCGAUCGCCCGAUGCCGGACACAACGCCCCACUCGAGGCCAAGAACUUAGCCUUUUUCUCGACCAAUUGCGUGGACGGCAGUGGCUUCGGCAUCGCCAUCGCGACAGGCGAUAACACGGUGAUCGGCAAUAUAGCCAAACUGGUGUCCAAUAUCAAGAACGAUCAAACGCCGAUUGAAAAGGAGGUGAAUCGAUUUGUCAAAAUCAUCACGGUCAUUGCCGUGCUCACCGGGCUCACCUUUUUUGGUAUCGCGUUCGGUUUCGGGGGCACCUUUUUCCAGGCCUUCCUAUUUAUGAUCGGCAUCACUGUCGGCAAUGUUCCCGAAGGCCUACUGCCGGCGAUGACAGUCUCCCUAACGAUGACCGCCAAACGGUUGGCCUCCAAACAUUGUGUGGUCAAACAGCCGCAGUCUAUCGAGACACUUGGCGCCACCUCUGUCAUUUGUACGGACAAAACUGGCACACUCACUCAAAACCGGAUGACCGUCGAGUGGUGUCACGUGGGCGGCCAGUUGUUUCCCGUCCAACACGCCCGGGACGACAUCGACGGGCAGAUGGCGCCAGUGGCCGACUCGUGGGCGGCGUACGCCCGGUGCUGCCGCCUAUGUUCUCGGGCCGAGUGGGUCGACACGGAUGACAACCCGGAUAUUAUGAAGAGGCAGUGCGCGGGCGACGCUUCCGAGACGGCAAUACUCAGGUUCAUGGAGUCGGUCACCGGCCCGGUAGUCGAAUAUCGGGCCCAAUAUCCGAAAGUAGCUGAACGGCCGUUUAGCUCGAGCUAUAAGUACCAGUUCUCGAUACACCGUAACCCCUCUCCGGGCCAGUCGGGCGUCAACUUCUUUCUGGUGAUGAAGGGGGCGCCCGAGCGGGUGGUGGCCAUGUGUGGCGCGUACCUGACCGGGAACGGACAGGUCGAACGGGUGGACCCGGUGUUCAUGGAGCGCUUUGAGGAGACCUACCGCGAGUUGGGCUCAAUGGGACUCCGGGUGCUGGCGCUGUGCGACCGCGAGUUCACUCAGUUUCCGGCGAACCAUACGUUCAAUUUGGACGAUGAGAUGGGUUUCGAGUUGACGGACAUGCGAUUCCUGGGGCUGAUAGCCAUGAUCGACCCACCA